Messenger RNA from Fonsecaea multimorphosa CBS 102226, 2322 nucleotides. RefSeq lists its product as uncharacterized. The record is from RefSeq and is a predicted model, not a curated record. The transcript is spliced from 4 exons. The coding region runs from base 1 to 2322 and encodes 773 amino acids. Gene Ontology annotation, molecular function: DNA binding; DNA-binding transcription factor activity, RNA polymerase II-specific; zinc ion binding. Gene Ontology annotation, biological process: regulation of DNA-templated transcription; DNA-templated transcription. NCBI's taxonomy places the organism in Eukaryota, Fungi, Ascomycota, Eurotiomycetes, Chaetothyriales, Herpotrichiellaceae.
AUGUCCGAAUCCAUGGACGGUCCCGCCGGUUCGUCGCAUGGUCAGCGUCGGCUGGGAGGCUCUCCCCCCAAGCAACGCUCGUCGAGGAAGAGCACCGUCUCUAAAGUGCGCACUUCGCAUGCUUGCGAUCGCUGUCGCUUGAUGCGUACAAAGUGUUCUGGAGGUGAGCGAUGUGCCAAAUGUGUCAAAGAUGGCGCGGCCUGCGUCUAUGGUGAUCGCAAACGCGAGCGCAACAAAAAGGAUCUGGCCGAAAGUCUCGAUCGCAUCAGCUUGCUGGAAGAAGAGAAUGCUCAGUUGGUCGGUGCGCUUCGCUCAGUGACUGAACGGCCAGGUUUCCUCCCAGAGGAGAAUCCCCAUAUCUUUCAACUCCUGAACAAGUACUCUGAACAAGAGGACGAAGAAGACGAGCCUGGGGGCCCGCCAAGCAGCCAGACACAGAGCCGAACCGCGCCCUCUGUCUCCCAACUUCCAUCGUCCACGUCGAGCCAAGGUCGGCCGCGGCUGGGCGACGUCUACGGCGAGAGUAAGGCCAAAUCGAGCGUGGGGUCUCCUGCAAGACAGGGGGAGCUGAGCCAUGUCGUGACUCUGGAUCUGGGAGGGGGCGCCUCCGGCUUCGUUGGGAAGAUGUCAGAGAUCUCUUGGAUUCAGCGUGGAUUCGAGACCGUCCGGGGACACACUCCCGUUCACCCCGGUCCGCUGCAUGCGGCAGAAAUGGACGAAUAUCUCGCAACAACGACAGACUUCAUCUAUUACAUGGACGACAUCAAUGUUUUGUCUGUGGACGAGGAUUACGUGGAUCAGUAUCACUGGCCGGCCGAUGAAUCUCUGGUUAUUCUGUCGGAAGCCUUCUUUCACUCCAUGCAGGGCGCAUUUCAUUUUGUCCUCCGUGAGGAAUUCCUCCAACAGGCGUAUUCUUUUUCGGACAAGGGGGCUGCUCCGUCGUGGGGAAAGCGUCGAUGGUUGGCGCUGGCAAAUCUCGUGUGGGCUAUAGGGGGGAAAUGGCUGCAGAUUACCCAGCUGGCCGAAGGCGAUGCUAACGGAGAUCAUCUCAUCUACUACGCCAGGGCACGGGCGCUGGGCCUUGACCACAGAGUGAUGUUCGAUCAUCCCGAUAUAGAACGUGUCCAAGGCAUUGGCCUUUUGGCUUUCUACCUUCUGGUCAAUGGAUCUAUUACUCGAGCCUGGAAUACGCUGGGUCAUGCUACCCGCCACGCCACGGCCCUGGGCCUGCACUUGAACAUAACGGAUCCCGCCGUGAGCGAACUGGAUAAGGUACGGCGAGCCCGGACGUGGUAUUCACUCUACAGCCUGGAGAUCUUGAUUGCCGAGAUCACGGGGCGGCCGAAAUCCAUAUCCUUGUUGGAUGUGACUAUACCGAUCGAUCUUUUCUAUUCAGUUCCGCAAGAGACGGAGCAAUUCUCUGGCCAAAUCGACAAUUUUCGCUCACCUUCUGCUUCGAGAAAGAUGUGGCUCGACUACUUGAACAAUGGCCGCAAUGUAUCCCAGAUGACGGGUGGGAUGGUUCCCUGGAAGAGCUUUGCCUCGCUAGGACGUGGCGUCCCCACUUCAUACUUGCCUCAACGACUAUACCUCUGCCGGCUCAGUGACAGGGUUGCUUCGCAGAUGUAUAGCGGAACAUCUGAAGAUUCGUGGUCCCAAACCCAACGCAAAAUUGGUGACCUGCAGUCGGAGUUGAGGGCGUGGGCCGAAAACCUGCCGCAAGAGUUGGCUCUUCAGGGUCAGGAUUCGGGGGACUCAGAUCCGCGAGCCAAGAUCGAAUUGGGGUUGUAUUACCACAGCGUGGAGAUGAUCCUCCACCGUCCCUGCCUAUGCGAGAUUAUUAUCGAGGAGGAAUCGACCCAGUCGAAAGAAUUCAACCGCAGCUCGGCACGAGCCUGCGUCCAUGCCGCCAUGUCCAUAUUGUCACUGAUGCCCGACUAUCCCACCGCUCAUGAAGCGUACCAGCUACUUCCGUGGUGGGCCCUCCUCCAUUUUGUGGCACAAGCAGCGGCUGUGCUGCUGUUGGAGCUCGCCCUCGACGCGCAACACUUCAAGGACGAGGUACCACAGGUGGUGACGUACCUGCGCAAGGCCAUGGCGUACCUCUGGUGCAUGAGUGGAGGCUCGCUGUCCUGUUACCGCGCAUGGAGGAUAUUCAGGCAGCUGUUGACCGAAAUCAUCGAGCGGCACGAGGAACUGGAUUUGGCGGACGUCCCUGAGGAAGCGGCGCCUCCCCCUGGGUGGAACGACGAGCUGGAAGAGUUGACGGUCAAGGCUUUUACCUCACAAAGGUAUGGGUUUUCUUCCUAUUUACGGCACUAG